Penicillium taxi is the source of this 1596-nucleotide messenger RNA. RefSeq names its product fungal specific transcription factor domain-containing protein. Gene Ontology annotation, biological process: regulation of DNA-templated transcription. The record is from RefSeq and is a predicted model, not a curated record. The transcript has 3 exons. The coding region runs from base 1 to 1596 and encodes 531 amino acids. Gene Ontology annotation, molecular function: transcription cis-regulatory region binding; DNA-binding transcription factor activity, RNA polymerase II-specific. NCBI's taxonomy places the organism in Eukaryota, Fungi, Ascomycota, Eurotiomycetes, Eurotiales, Aspergillaceae. Gene Ontology annotation, cellular component: nucleus.
AUGAUCGGUGCCCAAGCCCCCCGUACUCCGAUUUCUCACCAGAUUCAAACGGAGACGGUCACUGAACGCCGCUCUUGUCCACGGGUCCAGGGCUCAGCAUGGAGACGAAGUCUACUCAGAGUUCCGGCUCCGGCUUCCAGCUUUACGGAAAGGUGUGCCACAACCUUGCAAACCCUCGAAGACUCGACGUCGCGCAUCGACCACCUAGAAGGCAAGCUGGACGAGAUAGCCUCUUACCUAACAGCUCCAGCAAAUACCACGCUCAGAGCCAAUUUCAAUCCAAGCUCCUCUCUCUUUUCGACUCUACCCCCAAGUGCAAUGAAUGCGCAUUCCACUUUCUCAAUGUGGAUCCUACCCAGUAUAGAAAUCACCCCCGACGACGCCAUCAUUCACUUCCGCAGUAAAAUGCUCAAGUACUUCCCCUACGUCUAUGUCCCAUGUAACGCCAGCUGGCUAGAACAAGAAAGACCUUUUACACUUCUUUGCAUUAUGAACGUCACGUCGCAGGCCACAGAGACGAAACUUGCCCUUGGCGCGCGGAUUAAACAGAUUCUGACGCACCGCGUGUACGUCGACGACGAUCCGCUCGCUUUAAAUCUCGAUCUGGUCAUGGGUUUGCUCGUCUGGAUUGUGUGGGGGUAUGAUCACAUGCUUCACGGGACUGUGGCAAAGGUGUCACGGUGGAUGCAGCUGGCUAUCUCGAUAGUCUUCGACCUCGGUCUUGGAAAGCCUCCGCAAGAGCAGAUAUCGUUGCUUGCAGAUGGGGUCUUAUCAUCUGGGAAGACGGUGCCGACGCGCUCGAUUGAGGAGAGACGCGCUGUCCUGGGCUGCUAUGUUAUGAGUCUGGUCGCUUCUUCGUACUGGGGACAGAGACAGAUGGAUCCGAUGCUUUGGACUCUGUAUAUGGAUGAAUGCAUGGAUGUGCUGGCUCAUAGUCGGGAUAGUCCGUUUGACCAGAUGCUUGUUCAUCAGGUGCAGCUGCAGCGGAUCGCUGGCGAGAUCGAGAGUACUAGAGUGAGUAUGGACACGCGGGCUGAAUUCUUCGUUACGCUUCUUCAGCAGAAGAUUAUGGCUGUCAAGGUACGCAUACCGCCGCAUUUGCAGCAGGAUGGUAACGCUUUCGGUCUCCUCCAAUCGACUGAGAACUCCCCUGAUUUCCAGAAAUUCGAACUGCUCUACCAAUGCCUCGAGACGGCUAAGCUUGCUAUUGACAACUUCUGUAAUAUUCCCUCAGCAGAAUUGCCCCGGGUUUCGAUCCCCUUUUACACGCACUUCGCGCGCGCAAUGCUCGUUGUUUACGAGCUCUCGGUGCGGAAUGAUCCUAACUGGGACACGGCACUUGUGCGCUCUACGGUGGAUAUUCUCGCGCUGCUCGAUACUAUGAUUAGUCGGAUUCAAGAGGCUAGAGCGCUGAUGGGAGAAUUGGCUAACGGUGGCGUUCUUGACAAGUCGCUGUCUCUGUAUACGCAUGCGAAGAAUUCGUGUGCGCAACGACUUGCUGAGAUGAUGGGUGUGUCAGAGUCCGAUAACUACGAGACUCAGCAGGUUACCAAUUGGAUAUCAGGAGAUACAUGGCUACGAGAACAAUUCUUCUGA